AUGACGAGCGAGACGACGCGUGCGGUGGACGACAGAGAGACGGACCGCGAGCGUCACGACGACGACGACGACGACGCGCGAGAGGCGAAGAGACGAAAGAUCGCUCGAGCGGACGGUGCGACCGAGGAGACGACGACGAAGACGGUGGAGACGAAAGAGGAGACGAAGGAGACGAAAGAUGCAAAGGUUGAAGAUACCGCUCGAGAGAACGAGACGACGACCAAGUCGACGAGCGAGGAGAAACCGACGGCGAGCGGGUUCGGGAGCGCGCUCGCCGGGAGCGGCUUCGGCGGCUUGAAGAGCGGAGGAGUAUUCGGUGGAGUUGGCGGCGGUGGAUUCGGUGGGUUCGCCGCGGCGAACACCGGAGGUGGAUUUGCGUCGAAAGCGAUCGCGACCGCGAGCGCACCCGUGGCCCUGUUCGGGGCGGGGAAGAAGACAGAGGCGGAGGACGAUGAAGAGGGUGAAGACGAUCCCGAGCGAGAGGUUGCAAACGAUUCAAUCAAACCCGUGGUGGAGCUCGGGAUCAUCGAAACCAAAAAUGGUGAGGAGGAUGAGACGUGCGCGUUCCGCACCGAGGGGGCGCUGUUUGAAUUCGUUACGGAUGACGAGGGAUCGCGCUGGCUGGACCGCGGCAGAGGAGACGUGCGCUUGAACGAGGGUGAAAACGGCUCUAGAAUCAUCAUGCGAGCCAAGGGUAACUAUCGCUUGAUGCUGAACGCCGCCCUGUUCAAGGGUCAGACGUUUAAGUUGAUGGAGGGUGGCAAAGGAGUGUCUUUCUCGUGUAAGAACGCCGCCGCUGGUGCGGUUGCAAAGAUGAGCACGUUUGCGCUGAAAAUGCGCGCGGCAGCCUCAAACGCACAGUCACAGGCCGAGGGAUUUCACGUGGCCGCGACGAAGGCGAUUGAAAAACUCUCUGAUGAGAACAAGUGA
This is a messenger RNA of Ostreococcus tauri, 930 nucleotides long. RefSeq names its product Pleckstrin homology-like domain. Gene Ontology annotation, molecular function: GTPase activator activity. The transcript has a single exon. NCBI's taxonomy places the organism in Eukaryota, Viridiplantae, Chlorophyta, Mamiellophyceae, Mamiellales, Bathycoccaceae. The record is from RefSeq and is a predicted model, not a curated record. Gene Ontology annotation, biological process: intracellular transport. Gene Ontology annotation, cellular component: nuclear pore; cytoplasm. The coding region runs from base 1 to 930 and encodes 309 amino acids.